Molecule: messenger RNA, 890 nt
Organism: Magnolia sinica
Lineage: Eukaryota; Viridiplantae; Streptophyta; Magnoliopsida; Magnoliales; Magnoliaceae
Exons: 1
Coding region: 71-583 (170 amino acids)
Source: RefSeq, a predicted model, not a curated record
UUGAGCACCCAGCUCUAGGUUCCCAAAAACAAGAUUUGGAAAAUCGCCCAAGCAUCUGCAUGAAAUUACAAUGAAGAUACCAUGCCCUAGCCCAAACUCCAUGAAGAUCAAAACCCUAAUCCAAUCUCACAUCUUCCCACCCUUCUACCACGUAGUAAGAGCAAUCACCAAAGCAAAGUCCAUGGUUGUACAUCUAGUCAACAAGACCAAGAACAGUUACAGCAAAAAGGAGAGAAGGAAGAAGAAAAACAGCCUCUACAGCUCCUUCAGAUUGCAUUACAACUGGUCUUCCUCUCACGUGAUACCAAUGCCAGAGCCCACGGCAUACUACGACUCCACGUGGGAUUCUUCGGUCUUCAUGGCCGAAGAGGCCGGCGAUAAUGAUGAGGGGAUCGAGCCACCGCUGUCGAGGUACCUGCACUGGCUCGAAGAGAAGCUUCCGGAGGAUUCAGAGGCCGACAUGGCAGUCGAGGAGAUCGACCGGCUCGCAGAUAUGUUCAUUGCAAGUUGUCAUGAGAAGUUCAGGUUGGAGAAGCAAGAGUCUUACAGGAGGUACCAGGAGAUGCUAGCAAGAAGCACGUGAGAAGUGCAACAGUUCACAUUGUUGGAUUUUUAGCUCUUUAUUUUCUUUUCUUUCUUUCUUUUUUUGUAAUUUUGGAGUGAAGAAAGAUUAGUUGUAUCAGGGUUGAACUCUCUCUCUCUCUCUCUCUCUCUCUGGUUUGGUGGGGUCGGAGAACUGUAUAAGUGUCAUGAAAUGAUGCCAAAAUGAAGGUUACAAGUGGGUUUGUUUGAGGUUCUAAAGCCCUUGCAUUUAAAUUUUUUAGAACUUUCAUCUUCUUGUUGUUGUCGCUUCUUUUGUUUGUUUUCAUAGUGGGGUAUGAAGAAGUGCA